AUGGCUCCCAAGAACCCCUUCAGGUUCGGCCACGACCUCUGGGAUCCGUCCAACCGCUUCGAGACGUCCUGGCUGUUGAACCCCUGGCUUCUCUUCGCCGCCCGCGCUCUCAUCAGCAUCUACGCAUUCGUCACGCGAUUCUUCGUCAUCGGCUGGACAUGCACGCAUGACAAUCUCGGUGGCUGUAGGGAGGUGGGCAGGUCAUUCAGCUAUUUCACCAUCCUGACCUACUGGGGUAUCGCGUUCUACUUUGGUGUCGCGGCGCUGCACACUAUCACCUAUGCCAUCCGAGGCCGAUCGUUACUCGAUACUCUUCCACGACCGCUGCAGGCGCUCCAUGCGCUUUUCUACUCGACCAUUGUCACGUAUCCCUUCCUCGUCACGAUUGUAUACUGGGUAGUUCUCUUCAAGGGACCUUGGUUCCCUAUCCAAUUCAACGCCUGGAGCAACAUCAGUCAGCAUGGCUUGAACAGCCUCUUUGCGCUUUUCGAAAUCAUCAUUCCCCGGACGAACCCUCCCCAAUGGGUGCAUAUCGUGUGGUUGAUCUUCAUCCUUGCGAUGUAUCUCGCCCUCGCCUAUCUUACCCACGCGACGCAGGGGUUCUACGUGUACAACUUCCUUGACUAUCAAGAUGUUGGCGGACGGGGUAUUGUCGCAGGAUACAUUUUCGGCAUCCUUGUCGGAAUCAUUAUUAUCUUCUGUCUUGUUUGGGGCAUCAUCUGGGUUCGUCGCUGGUUGACGGAGACAAAGCUUGGUAUGGACGGCAAGUUUGCCAGGCAGCCUGCAGACACCAAUGAUGUCGAACUGAACUCCGGUAACAAAUAUGCUAUCGGAAACCACCCUGAGGCCCCGGAGAGGGUGUAUUAG
Fusarium sp. VM40 is the source of this 867-nucleotide messenger RNA. Lineage: Eukaryota; Fungi; Ascomycota; Sordariomycetes; Hypocreales; Nectriaceae. The record is from the annotation of a GenBank genome assembly.